UAUUUGCAGCGUUCACAAAUCACGGUUACAUGAAUAUACUUUUCCAACAGAAAUCAUCGGACUGCUCUAGUACCUUCCUGAACUACAAAGUUUUGCAUUUUCCUUCAAAAUUUCAUAACCCUUUUCUCUCUCCUCCCCUGUUUCUCUCCAAGGUGUUGAUGAAUUUUUGACACAUAUUGAGGUGUUUGGGAUGCUCAGACGAUUAUUGAUGUGUUUGGGUUGCUCAGACAAUUAACUAUUGUGAAUAAUCUUUGUUAAAUGGUGGUUUUAUUUGACGCUUUUUCGACACAUUACCGUGUUUGGGUUGCUCAGGCUUUGAAACUGAUUGGUGGGAAAGUGAAGAGGAAGGAAACACUAUCAGUUGUUUAUUGAACAAGUUAUUUGUAGAAGUAUAGAUUGGAAGAUGGAUAUAGGUGGAAGAAGGGUAUCUAGAGGUAUGCUACCCUUAUUGGCUUUUCAUACAGUGAGGGAGUAUUAUAGACUUGAAAGAAAACCUCCUGUGACUGCUGGCUUGUUGGCUGCCAAUACUCUAAUCUAUUUAAGGCCUGCUUUUUUGGAGUCUAUCCUCCCUAAUAUCAACGAGGUUUGGUUCAAUGCGUAUCUAAUUCUUAAGCAUAGGGAUCUUAAACGGUUGUUGCUGUCACCAUUUUAUCACAUGAAUGAGACUCAUCUGGUUUACAACAUGUUGUCGCUUCUAUGGAAGGGGAUACAGUUGGAGACUUCAAUGGGAAGCGUAGAAUUCGCCUCCAUGGUUGCUGCAUUACUGACCAUGUCACAGGGAAUAACCUUAUUGUUGUCCAAGUCCCUCCUCAAGUUGUUUGAAUAUGAGAAAGCAUAUUACUCAGAAUAUGCAGUGGGAUUUUCUGGUGUUCUCUUUGGUAUGAAAGUUGUGCUGAAUGCUCAGACUGAUGAUUACACAUCUGUGCAUGGUAUUAUUGUGCCUUCACGUCAUGCUGCAUGGGUUGAACUGAUACUCAUUCAGUUGUUUGUACCAGGUGUCUCUUUUCUUGGUCAUCUUGGUGGGAUAUUAGCUGGGAUUGUUUAUCUGCAUUUGAAACGAUCAUAUUCAGGUCCUAAUCCUUUGAGAUCCGUUGUUAGAAGUAUUUCAAGUGUAUUUAGGUGGCCUUUGAGAAGGUAUUUUGGCAGAGGACAGAGAAACAACAUGACUCGAGUAUGGAGAUGUCCCGGUUGUACAUUUGACAAUUCAGAUAUGCUGUCUGUGUGUGAGAUGUGUGGUACUGGUAUAGAUGGGAGUGAUUUGUCAUCAAAUUUGCAGAAUGGCCUCCUCUCUCAGGAUGAGUUGCGGCGUAGGAGGGUUGAAAGAUUUAGCACUAGCAGAUAGCUUCCUGGUGUGUUGAUAAUUGAUAGUCAUGCAUUUUGUACCUCCAUUAUAAGUUUAUAACUAACUUGGAUAUGGAUAACUUUCAAACUACGAAAGAGAGUUUUCCACUCUGA
Spinacia oleracea (spinach) is the source of this 1455-nucleotide messenger RNA. Its product is annotated as rhomboid-like protein 14, mitochondrial. The coding region runs from base 404 to 1342 and encodes 312 amino acids. NCBI's taxonomy places the organism in Eukaryota, Viridiplantae, Streptophyta, Magnoliopsida, Caryophyllales, Amaranthaceae. Gene Ontology annotation, molecular function: serine-type endopeptidase activity. The record is from RefSeq and is a predicted model, not a curated record. The transcript is spliced from 4 exons. Gene Ontology annotation, cellular component: membrane.